CCACAAGUGAUGACUUACGUGGCAUUCUCUCAGAGACUUUCACCUUCCAUGCGUCACAAUCGCGUAACCCAAACCUUACCGUUCCCCGUUCUCUUUUUCUCUCUUCGUAUCCUUAGCUUUCGGGGUGCAGAGUUUGUUUGUUGAGCCAAAGAGCCAUUUUCUGAUUCAACCAAAUCUAGGGUUAGGGAUUCCAUUUCCCAACUCCCUCUCUUUUCCGAUUCUUUUCCCUUUUACUUUUCCUUCCUCCGACAAUUUUUCCCUCUCUCUUGCAGAUUACGACAAUUGCUCCUCCAUCUUCUUCGCCCCGAACGACCAGCUCCUUCCCAAAGAAACAUGCUUUUAUUUUCCCGGGAAAAUUCCGCUCCCGUUUUUCUCACCCAACCUCUUGUCCUAUAUAUCAUUUCUUGUUCGAUUUGUUGCAGAAUUCCAAUUUCCUAGGGUUUCUCGAUCUAUUCAUCCACAAUUGCGAUUUGGGAUAAUUGGAUUUUUUUCCCAUUUUUUUCUGUAUAUAUUUUUUAAUGUGAUUGUCUGGGUUGUUGUAAUUGAGGUGUUGAUAGGAUACACGAGGGGUUGUGAUUUGUAAAAAGUGUGGUUCAUAAUACUAUAGGUAUUUGUUGAUUAGGUUUCUUAAAUAUCCGGAUAUUACUAUAAUUGCUCUGUGAUUUCGAAGCGAGUUAUGCAUAUAGAGGAAUUGAAGGGAGGUGAGGUGGUAGAGGGUGGGGGGGAAGGAGGAUCGAGGUUUGUGGGUUAUGGUGCGAAAAGGGUGCUGGUAGGAGCAGGCGCUCGUGCGCUCUUCUAUCCGACCCUUUUUUACAAUGUCGUUAGGAAUAAGAUUCAGGCUGAGUUUCGAUGGUGGGAUAAGGUUGACGAGUUCAUAUUGUUAGGUGCUGUUCCAUUUCCUAUUGAUGUUCCCCGCUUGAAGGAGCUUGGUGUUCGUGGGGUCAUUACAUUGAAUGAGCCAUACGAGACUUUGGUUCCAACUACAUUGUAUUAUGCUCAUGGAAUUGACCAUCUGGUGCUUCCUACUAGAGAUUACUGUUUUGCUCCUUCAUUGCAUGACAUAAGCCGUGCUGUGGACUUCAUACAUGAAAAUGCAUUGUCUGGACGCACUACAUAUGUCCACUGCAAAGCUGGACGUGGUCGCAGCACGACUAUUGUUAUUUGUUAUCUGGUGCACCACAAACUGAUGACGCCCAAUGCUGCAUAUGAUUAUGUGAAAUCAAUUCGGCCAAGGGUGCUUCUAGCUUCCUCUCAGUUGCAAGCUGUUCAAGAUUACUACUACCAUCUUAUGGUGAGGAGGGCUGUUGUACGUGCUCCCACAGCUAAUAUAUUAGUGAAGGCUUCUGAGGUGGCGGGAGCUUCACGAGAUCUUGUGAUGUUUGAUGACAGUUCUGUGGUGAUGGUAACAGAGUCAGAUCUAGAAGGUUACGACCCAAGUAGUCAAUCAGGAAGCAUGGCCAGUGAAAUAUGGGCAGAUUUAAGUGUUGUAUACCGUGUACGAGUUGCUGGACAGGCGGCAUUGGCAAGAAUAUCAUGCCUUUGGCUGCGAUAUGGUACUACCAACGACAAGAUUUCAAAGGAGAGGGAAAGCAGUGUCUCUAUCAGGGCUAAUCACUUGGGAGAAAUUAGUGUCGAUAUCCACGUCUACUGAAAAAUCAACCUUUUCUUUUUCUGCCCAAUAAUAUUGUAUAUUUGCCUGGCCUGAAUCUAUUACUCGUUUUCCUCUGUAUAUUCUGUUGUUUGCUCAUUUGAGUUCAAAUGAUGAGUGUCGUGCGGGUCAGUCAAUUAAUGUGCAUUUACACUGUUAUAUUCAUCUAAUCAUUACUAUGUCUGGGCAGUAACUUCAAAUGUGGAACUGGAGAAAGCCUCCUUUUUUCGAGGGCUAUGAAUAUACCCAUAUGAAAGCUCUUAUAAUUUUGUA
This is a messenger RNA of Cajanus cajan (pigeon pea), 1921 nucleotides long. Its product is annotated as phosphatidylglycerophosphate phosphatase PTPMT2. Gene Ontology annotation, molecular function: phosphoprotein phosphatase activity. Lineage: Eukaryota; Viridiplantae; Streptophyta; Magnoliopsida; Fabales; Fabaceae. Gene Ontology annotation, biological process: protein dephosphorylation. The record is from RefSeq and is a predicted model, not a curated record.